AUGAUAUACCAGAUCGAUGCAUUACCGACAUUAAAAGACGUGCCAGGUGCGCGAAACAAACCAUAUGAAAAUCCACUUCUGGUGGAAGGUGAUAUGCGCUUUCCUGUUUCAUCGGGACCAACAGGCCGUGGAGUAGCACGUAUUGGUACGUCAGUAAAAUGGCCAGAUGGAAUUGUACCGUACGAAAUUAUACCAGGCUUUGGUAUCGUUAAAGAAGCAUUUAUUGUACAGACUAUGCGAAAAAUGGAACGAUUAGUUGCAAUCAAUAAUGCGGCAUGCAUUCAGUUUCGCCCGAAAACUUCAUCUGAUGUUUAUUAUAUCACAAUUGAAAAUGGAUAUGGAUGUUCAUCAUAUGUUGGACAAAAUUAUGGUGUAGUAAUGACUCGUACAGUAACACUACAACAUCCAGGCUGCGUUUACGAAGGUAUUAUUAUGCACGAAUUAUUACAUGUGUUAGGAAUGGAAAAUAAUUUUGUGAAAUAUAAUAAUACAGUUGUCAAUACUUUAAAUACGCCGUACGAUUAUGGAUCUGUGAUGCAUUAUGAAUCAGAUGCUUUUUCUGCUAAUGGUUUACCCACAAUUGAACCACUUAAAGCAAAUAUAUCUAUUGGACAACGUGUCACUUUAAGUGCAAUUGAUAUACAAGAAGUAAGAUCAUUUUAUAGUUGUCCUUCAACUGGUGUUACAUUACCACCUAUUCCUACGACUACUAUCGCAAAUUCAUAUAUGACCAAUACGACAAUUUCAUCAUUACUGACAACCUAUACCCAACAGUAUACACCUUAUUUUAGCUCGGGUAAAUAUCAUUAUUAUGAAACAUUUUAUAUAACUGUUCCUACAUCUGGUUAUUAUAUGUUUAUGAGUAUAAGUAAUAUUGAUACAUACGGUUAUUUUUAUUACUACACUUUUAAUGCGACAUAUCCCUAUACGAAUUUAUUCGCAUAUGAUGAUGAUGGUGGUGAUAACGGGCAAUUUAAGGUGACUAUACCUCUUCUAAAUGGUAUACCUUACGUCCUAGUCUUUACAACAUAUGAUCAAUCUACUACUGGUUCAUACACAAUCGUUGUAUCUGGACCAGCAAAAGUGAAUAUUGUUCGAACAAGUAGUAAUUCAGCAGUACCAUCAAAUAGCACAGUAACCGAUCCGAAAAAAGUCAUUUCAAAGUACAACAGUGAAUUAAAUAACAAUAAUCCUAUCUACAAUCAACUUACCAAGUCCAAUCUGUUUUAUUAUGAAGCCAUCAGAAUUACUGUAUCCACUUAUGGCUUUUAUAGCAUUAAAAGCAAUAGCGAUGUUGAUACAGUUGGUUAUUUAUAUUACAACAGCUUUUAUCCAUCAAACAUUUCACUCAAUAUACUUUACUAUGACGAUGACAUGGCAGAUAAUGGACAAUUCUUAAUGACGUAUCAAUUGCCAGACAUGCUUACAUAUGUGCUAGUUGUUACUACAUAUGCUCCAAAUAUAACAGCACCUUUCUCGAUUAUUGCUUCAGGACCAGGAGAAGUCACAUUCAAUAGAUUGACUGUCAUAGCUUCAACCACAACUACUACUGUCACUACCAGCACAAGUACGAGUACUACCAGCGCUGGUACUACUACGUCAACAACAACAACGACAUCAGCAACUGCAACAACAACAACUGCUACAACAACAGUAUCAACUACCACAGCAACAACUGCAACAACAGCGACAACUGCGACAACAACAACAACAACAACUGCUACAACAACAGUAUCAACUACUACAGCAACAACUGCAACUACUACCACGACAACAACUGCAACAACAGCAACAACUACGACUUCAACUACAACAACUACUACUACAUCAACUGCAACAACAGCAACUACUACCACAACAACAACUGCAACAACAGCAACAACUACGACUUCAACUACAACAACUGCAACAACAGCAACUACUACCACAACAACAACUGCAACAACAGCAACAACUACGACUUCAACUACAACAACGACGACAACAACCACUACGACUACAUCAAAAUCGUCAGCAACUUCGUUCAUUUUACAACAUGGUAAUCCUAUUACGAUCUAUCUUCCUGGCAUAAUCACAAUUGGAUAUGUUAAAUUUCAAAUUUUAUUCAAAUAA
This is a messenger RNA of Adineta ricciae, 2112 nucleotides long. Lineage: Eukaryota; Metazoa; Rotifera; Eurotatoria; Adinetida; Adinetidae. The record is from the annotation of a GenBank genome assembly.